CCUUCUUGGAGGCGGAAGAUGGAUCGGCUCUUGGUGCGCGUGCUCUGCUGCCGUAAACUGGAAGCAAACGUCUCAACUCCGUCGUUCCGAUGGCACAUCUGCAGACACAGCGGACCGCCGGGAACUCUGUGAAGUCUCCGACGCAGACAUGUAGAUAGUGGCUCCCGCUGUCCGGUCCUGUCGCCGCGUGGGACUAUGGCAAAGUGCUGAGAGGUGCCUGUGGUGACGGCGCUCCCCAGCCCGCGCUGCCAUGGAGGUGAGCAGCCUCCCCGUGGAGCUGUGGAGGGUGAUCCUGGCCUACCUGCCUCUGCCCGACCUGGGCCGCUGCUGCCAGGUGUGCCGCGCCUGGAGGGAGCUCAUCCUGUCUCUGGACAACACCCGCUGGAGGGAGCUGUGCCUCGGCUGCCCCGAGUGCCGGCACCCCAACUGGCCCGGGCGGCCCCACGUGGAGCCGCCGUCCUGGCGGGAGGCCCUGAGGCAGCACGCCCUGGCCACGCGCACCUGGGCCCAAAACGGCACGGAGCUCCAGUCGUCGGCCUGCCUGCUCUUCUUCCGGCGCAGGAAGGACCGCAGGGUUUGGCACGUGGGGCCCGGCUGUGAAUUUGAGACCCUGCGCGGGGCCCUGGGGGUGGUGGGGCCGUAUGAUCGCGUGGUGCUCCACCCGGGGGUGUACGAGGAGCAGGCGGAGGUGGCGCUGAAGGUGCCCAUGGAGCUGGUGGGCCUGGGCCGGUUGGGUGAGGUGGCCCUGCUGGUGUGUAUGGAGCAGCAGUGCCCCACGGCCAGGCUGUGUAAUCUGGUGUUCAUGCCGCCGUGGUUCUCCACUGUGGUUUACAAGACAUCGUGGGGUCACGUCCAGCUCGAUAACUGCAACUUCGAGGGGGCCCACCUGCAAGUCCGCGGGCCGGGCACCUGCCAGGCUCGGUUCUGCUCCUUCUCACAGGGCAGCUCCGCCCAGUUGCUGGGCGUCGUCCUCAGCUUAUUGGACAGCUGCGACUUCUCCGGAAGCGACGCGUCCUCGGUGACCGUCGAAGGCCCCCCUGUGUCGGAGAGGAACUGGGCUUGUAAACACCUGGUCGCUCUGGCCAGGACUUUCCCAUCGUGCGGCGUGUCCGGGGACCACGGCAGCUUCCCUGCGGGACCCCCGGCCGGCUCCGCAGGGGGGCCUCGACCUCCGGGUAAUAACGCGAAGCCUGUGAGCGCAGACGACUGGCGGAGGAGGAUCGGGGUAGACGCCGUGUGCCAGGGCACGGUGAUCGACGCCGCCUGGAGCGACGGCGAACGCAGCGAGGCGGAGGACGACGGCCGAGACACCAAAAACCCAUUUGCUCUGGAUUACAAAAUCCCCUGCGACCACCACGGCCUGGCCCACUUGCUGAAGGCCCGGCCAGACGGCUCUCUGCCGCCCGCAUCCUGUCCGGACCCCCCGUCUGUGACGCCCGAGCCCCUCACCCUUCAGCAGGAACUCGAGCGGGACCCAGAGGCUCAGACGCUGGCUGCGUCCGCCCUCGGCUGCCUCAUCAGACGCUGCCUCUUCAGGGAAGGCAAGGGCGGUGUGCACUUGUCUAAUUAUGGACAAGCUCGGCUGGAGGGAAACAUUUUCCGUGGCCUGAACUACGCUGUGCGCUGCAUCCAGAACUCCACAAUAGUGAUGCUGAGGAACGAGGUGUGCGAGUGCCGGGCGUCAGGCGUGUUCCUGCGCCUCUCCGCUCAGGGCCUCAUCGCGGAAAACAACAUCCACUCCAACGGCGAGGCGGGCCUGGACAUCCGCAAGGGGGCCGACCCCAUAAUAGUGUGCAACAAAAUACACAGUGGUUUGCGUUCUGGGGUCGUCGUCCUUGGCAAUGGGAAGGGUUCGAUUCGGAGCAACCACAUUUACAACAACAAGGAAGCCGGCGUGUAUAUUCUCUUCAGUGGCAACCCUGUGGUCAGUGGGAACCACAUCUUCCAAGGCCAGGCGGCAGGCAUAGCCAUCAAUGAGAACGGCAGAGGGAUAAUUACAGAGAAUGUGAUCAGAGAGAACCAGUGGGGGGGUGUGGACAUCCGCAGAGGAGGGGACCCCAUCUUAAGGAACAACUACAUCUGCUAUGGCUACUCCGACGGCAUGGUGGUGGGAGAGAGAGGCCGCGGGCUCAUCGAAGGGAACCACGUCUACUGUAACAAGGGCUGCGGCGUGUGGGUCAUGUCGUCCAGCCUCCCGCAGCUCCUGGGAAACUACAUCACCCACAACUGCAUGUACGGCCUGGCCGUGUUCUGCAGGAAGGACCAGGAGAACGCGGAGGGCAGAGACGGCGGCUGGCAGGGGCAGGACGACGGGGGCGGCGGCGAGAGGCGGGGGGCGGAGGGGGAGGCGCAGGAAAACCUGAACGAGGAGGGGGAGCUGUUCGCCUGGGAGAGCGACCUGGACAGCGAGGACGAGCGAUACUCCGCCCGCCGCUCCGUCAGCGUGGCCCUGGUGGAGAGCAACUGCAUGAGCUACAAUGGAGCCGUCGGCCUGUACGUGAAGAGCAGCGAGCCGCUCAACGUUUUCGCCAACCUCCUCAACAACAACUGCGGCGCCGGCGUCGCGGUGCUGCAGAGCACCCAGCUCACCCGCCUGGUCACCAACUGCGUCCUCGGGAACGGCCGCGGCGGCGUCGCGGUGGAGAGAGACUGCAGGGUGGAGCUCCGCGGCAACGGCGUCUAUGACAACGGCGGCCACGGGGUCAGCUUCGCCGGCCACGGGCAGAUCGUGGAGAACGACGUGGUCGGGAACUGCGGCUGUGGGGUCCAGGUCUCGGGCUGCGCCGACGUCAAGGUGCUGCGCAACCGGGUCCAGGCAGCGCAGGGCUGUGGCAUUGCUGUGCUGGGCCCUGUUAAAGGCGUGGUGCACGAUAACCUCUUGUUCCAGGGUCAUCCUGGAAAUAAGAAGGCGCUGCUACACAUGGACGCUGGCCACGAGAGCUGCGUGCUGCGCAACAACAACAUUCUGAGGCAUGACAACAGCUGGACGUCCGCUUCUCCCUGGGCUCUUGAAAACCCGCCCCCUCGCCCACUGGCCAGCUCCCCAACCAGCCUCUCCUCAUCCCAGUAUCCUUCUCGACUUGGAAUUUCUGUGACCAACAGGAUCGGGGCCACUGUGGAGAGCGGCUGCCACAGCGGCAGCAUGUUCUGCUCCAUUCUGUGAAUACGGACAAGCACUUGCAGGCUCUGUGUUUGUGUACGUGUGGGGCACUUAUGUUUUCCUCCGAGGACAUCGUCCAAAGUGAUGCUGUACUGUUAGGGUGGAGGGUGAAGUACUGAAAGGCAGACGUCCACCUUCCUGUACGUCCUUCUGGCACAUUUUUCUUAUGCCAGAUUUUUGUAUUUCUACCAUCAUCAAAUGUUGGCAAAUGAUAGGAAGCAGGAGUUCAGCACUUUCAAGCGUCCUCAUCAUUCAUCUAAAACAGCAGUCUUCAUGCUAAAGAUUGUUUUUUGUUCUUUUCAGAUUUCGUUGGUUUUGAGACUCUCUAGUUAGGAAAUGCACAUGAAUCACUCCUAUCAGGAGUCAAAGAAAUCCGAAAUGCCAGCUUCAACCAUGCUACAAAGUAAAGCUGUGCCUUGUGACUUUUUCUAUUCAAUGAAUUACUGUAGAUAGGGAAAAGGAUCUCUGUGCGUUAUGCAAAAAAAAAAAAACAAGAGAAGAUUCAAAUCCAAACUUUAGAUCGUCUCUUGACGUUUUUCCUGCUUCUUUGUAUCAUGUCAAUGUUUUUAAAAUACAAUGCACAUAUUUUUUUUGUAAAGGGAUCCAUUUUAGCGAGAGUCCAGACACAGUCAGCAUGCUGCGCAGUGACAAAGACUUGAAAGAAGUAAUAUAAGUGUGCAAUAUGUGAUGUCUACAAACGUGCCUAUACAUUUCAUCUAAGCUUGAUGUUUUCUGUCAUUUAGAAUUUGUUUACAGCUCAUUACUACACUUUUUGUAUCCUGCACAGUAAGCAUUAAAUGACAGAAGAGUUCACAAUUUUAUUUGUCUACAAAAUGAAUUAUUAAAUGCCUCUCGUUUGGA
Messenger RNA from Betta splendens (Siamese fighting fish), 4021 nucleotides. It is a transcript of the gene fbxo10, whose product is annotated as F-box protein 10. NCBI's taxonomy places the organism in Eukaryota, Metazoa, Chordata, Actinopteri, Anabantiformes, Osphronemidae. The record is from RefSeq and is a predicted model, not a curated record. Gene Ontology annotation, molecular function: protein binding. The transcript has 11 exons. Gene Ontology annotation, biological process: protein ubiquitination; regulation of apoptotic process; ubiquitin-dependent protein catabolic process. The coding region runs from base 251 to 3163 and encodes 970 amino acids.